AUGGCGCUGGACGGAUCCAGCAGUUAUGUUGCUCCCAGCAACUUAAUGGAGUCUCCGAGCUCCUCCCUCCCGAUGUUCGACGUUGAGCGGGUGCAGCUAGCCUUCAACAUCGCCGCGGACUUUGUGGCAGCGCAGGUCGCGAACAAUGUACUUGUGCUAGCUCUGUCAACAAACCGCAUUCUACGAAUUGAUCUUGAUUCCCCUGAAGAUGUCGAAGACAUCGAUCUUCCCAAGAAAUCCUCCGAAGUUGGAGUCAUCCGGCGCAUGUUCCUUGACCCUUCCGCGUCGCAUUUGAUUAUCACCACGACUCUCGGUGAAAACUACUAUCUCCAUGCCCAGUCACCGUCGCGACAGCCCAAACCCCUGUCACGUUUAAAGGGUGUGUCAAUCGAGAGUAUUGCCUGGAAUCCCUCUCUACCAACCGCAUCCACCCGGGAAAUUCUCCUCGGCGCCACCGACGGCAAUGUGUACGAGACUUAUAUCGAACCAUCCAACUACCGGCGUGAGGAGAAGUACACCACUCCAGUCUUCCAGGCACCCGGCGCCUCCGCGGUGACUGGAAUCUCGGCGGAGCCGUUAUUCUCAAAGCCUGAUCACAGAAGGGUUAUUGUGGCGACCUAUGGGAAAUUGUUACACUUCACCGGGCGGACCGGAGGUUCGAAGCACGGGAGAGAGAGCGGUGGGUCUGUGUACUCGGAACUGUUCCAACGCGAGACUCCCUUGAUCCAUGAACUUCAGAAUCCCUCCAGCUCUGCACCGUCUUCUUUAGUGAUUUCUCCUGCAGUGUCAGAAAGCCAUCAGGCCGAAGGCUAUACCGAAAAGGAAUUUGCUUGGCUCAGCUCCGAAGGAAUCUACCAUGGCCAGCUCGCAUCAGAAACUCCAUUCAAAAAUGCACACAUGCUUGCGCGGUCGGUUUUCCCGGCUUCGGAAUCACCACGUGGAGGUCCGAAGUUGAUCCAAGACCCGAUUUCCGCGAUGACUCUGUCCCAAUGGCAUAUCUUGGCGCUUGUUGGAGGUAAAGUGGUCGCCGUCAACCGUCUCAGUCAAGAAGUUGUAUACAACCAAACAGUGCUGGAGCCUGGGCAGAGUGCGCUGGGUCUCUUGACUGAUCUCACAAAGAAAACCUAUUGGCUCUUCACCACCCAGGCCAUUUUCGAGGUCGUGGCAGGUGACGAAGACAGAGAUGUUUGGAAGAUCUUCCUAAAAGAGCAAAAAUUUGACGAAGCUCUCCAGUAUGCCCGAGGUCCUACACAGCGCGAUGCUGUUAUGACUGCUUCGGGUGACUUUUUGGCGGACAAAGGUAACUUCUUCGAGGCUGCCAAAGUAUGGGGCAAGAGUAGCAAAGGCUUUGAAGAGGUCUGUCUUACUAUGAUUGACCACAAAGAGCAUGAUGCCCUGCGAAACUACCUCCUCUCCCAGCUAGCAACAUACAAGAAAGCCUCUGCCAUGCAAAGAAUCAUGGUCGCGAGCUGGCUUGUGGAACUGUUCAUGUCUAAGUUGAAUUCGCUUGACGACAACAUCGCCACCAAGGCCGAAUUGACAGAGGGCACGAGUACCGGCGAAAUCAAGGAUCAGCUUGGCAGCGUCCGGGCUGAGUUCCAAGAAUUUGUCAACAGCCACAAAGCUGACUUGGACCGGAAGACAGUGUACGAUAUCAUCAGUAGCCAUGGCCGCGAGGAGGAGCUUCUCUUCUUCGCAACUGCUACGAGUGACUACAACUAUGUUCUGUCAUAUUGGAUUCAGCGCGAGAAAUGGCUGGAGGCUUUGAAGGUCUUGCAACGCCAAAGUGAUAGCGAUGUGUUCUACAAAUAUAGCAGUGUGCUCAUGACACAUAAGCCUACAGACCUGGUCGAUAUCUUGAUGCGCCAGACGGACGUCGAUCCUGAGAGACUGAUACCCGCACUGCUAAACUACAACAAAUCGGCCAGUGUUGCUUCCCUCAGUCAGAACCAAGCUGUCCGCUAUUUAAACUUCGUCAUUGUCAACCACCCCAACCCAUCCGCAGCGGUCCACAAUACCCUCAUUUCAAUCCAUGCGUCCAGCCCCUCCGCAUCCGAGGCUGGUCUGCUCACCUACCUCCAAUCGCAACCAUCCUCGCCCCCUCCCUAUGAUGCAGACUUUGCCCUUCGGCUUUGUAUUCAGAAUCAACGAGUUCAGUCAUGCAUCCACAUAUACAGCACAAUGGGUCAGUAUCUACAGGCCGUUGAACUAGCCCUGGAGCACAAUGACAUCGAGUUGGCUGCAAUUGUUGCUGAUCGGCCAGAGGGCAACGACAAACUUCGCAAGAAACUGUGGCUCCUGGUCGCAGAGAAAAAGAUCCGUCAACCAGGCACCGGUAUCAAAGACGCCAUUGAAUUCCUGCGACGUUGUGAGCUUCUUCGCAUCGAAGAUAUGAUCCCCUUCUUCCCUGACUUCGUCGUCAUUGACGACUUCAAGGAUGAAAUCUGCACCGCUUUGGAAGAUUACUCCCGCCACAUUGACGCCCUGCGUCAGGAAAUGGACAACUCAGCCCAAACAGCCCGUCAAAUCCGGGGUGAGAUUGCUGGCCUGGAUACCCGUUAUGCGAUUGUUGAGCCGGGCGAGAAAUGUUGGAUCUGCUCGCUACCUGUUCUCAGCCGUCAGUUUUUUGUCUUCCCCUGCCAACAUGCUUUCCACAGUGACUGCCUUGGCAAGGAGGUUCUAGAUGGUGCUGGUGGAAAGAAGAAGUAUAUUCGCGAUUUGCAGGCCCAGCUCAGUAACGGCGGUAUGUCCUCCUCUCGACGAGAGGACAUUGUCAAGGAAUUAGACUCGCUGGUCGCUGAAGCUUGUAUUCUCUGCGGUGACCAUGCCAUCAAACAGAUUGACAAGCCCUUCAUUGCAGACUUUGAGACAGCUGACGACUGGGGCCUGUAA
Penicillium antarcticum is the source of this 2892-nucleotide messenger RNA. Its product is annotated as vacuolar protein sorting protein DigA. Bases 1 to 2892 code for a protein of 963 amino acids. Gene Ontology annotation, cellular component: HOPS complex; endosome. The record is from RefSeq and is a predicted model, not a curated record. NCBI's taxonomy places the organism in Eukaryota, Fungi, Ascomycota, Eurotiomycetes, Eurotiales, Aspergillaceae. Gene Ontology annotation, biological process: endosome organization; organelle fusion; intracellular protein transport. Gene Ontology annotation, molecular function: protein-macromolecule adaptor activity. The transcript is spliced from 3 exons.